AUGGAAAGUUAUACUUUUUGGUAUCAUCAUGGUGAAAGGGUUGCUGAAUCUGGGACAGAUGAAGGAGAAUCAGAAGAUGUUGAAAGUGGUGAGGAAAUUAAAGAAAUCAUAAGAGACUUAUAUCCUAGUAUAAAUGAAAGUGAAUUUGACAAAGAUACCUCGAAUUAUGAAAUGCGCGGAGAGAAUCCUAAUCUAGAAGCAGAGAAAUUCUAUAGGCUCUUAAAAGAUUUAGACGAAGAGGUAUAUCCUGGUUGCAAGACCUCAAAGUUAGCUGCAGUUAUCAAACUAUUACACAUUAAGAGUCUUGGUCAGUGGACUAAUAGAUCAUUUGAUAUGUUACUAGAAUGGCUUUUUGAGAUACUCCCAAAUGGAUGUACUUUGCCAAAAUCAUAUUAUGAGGCAAAGCAGAUUGUGAAGGAUUUAGGUCUCUCUGAUAAGAAAAUGGAUGCCUGUAUAAAUAAUUGCAUGCUCUAUUGGAAAGAAGAAGAAAAUUCUGAUUUGUGCAAUAUUUGUGGCAGUUCUAGAUGGAAGGAAAAUAAUAAUGAUGGAGAAGUUAAAGUGAAAAGUAAUGGUAAGAAAGUACCCAGAAAAAUACUACGUUAUUUUCCUCUGAAGCCUAGGCUUCAGAGGUUGUUCAUGUCUAAAAAGACGACUUCUUUAAUGAGAUGGCAUCAUGGUAGAAAGGAUGAUGGAGUAAUGAGGCAUCCUACCGAUUCUAUAGAAUGGAAAUCAUUUAAUGAGCUUCAUAAAGAAUUUUCAUCUGAGCCUCGUAAUGUAAGAUUAGGUCUCUCUAGUGAUGGGUUCCAGCCGUUUAGUCACUCUAAAACUCCGUACAGUAUAUGGCCAGUAAUUCUAAUUCCUUACAAUUUUCCCCCACAGAUGUGCAUGAAAGAAUCUAAUUUUAUUCUUUCAAUGAUCAUACAAGGCCCCGAGAGUCCUGGAGAUACAAUUGAUGUUUAUCUCAAACCUUUAAUAGAAGAGUUGAAGGAACUUUGGGAAGUCGGUGUGGAGACUUUUGAUGCCUCAACUCGUCAAAAUUUUAGAUUGCAUGCAUCUUUGUUGUGGACGAUCAACGAUUUUCCGGCAUAUGCAAAUUUGUCUGGCUGGAGUACAAAGGGUAAGCUAGCUUGUCCUUGUUGUAAUAAAGAAACUAGUUCAUUGCGGUUAACUAAUUGCAAGAAGAAAUGUUACAUGGGUCAUCGUCGUUAUCUUCCACAUAACCACAAAUGGAGAAAUGAUAGAAGUAACUUUGAUGGAGAGAAGGAGUUGAGAUCACCACCAAAAUUAGUCACUGGUUUUGAUGUCCUCGAUCAAGUCAAAGAUCUUACAGAAUUGGCUUUGACUAAGGACAUUAAUAAAAAAGUGAAAAUAUCACAUGACAAAAGGGGUGAUAAUUGGAAUAAGUGGAGUAUAUUUUUUGAACUUCCUUAUUGGAGUAGCCUUCUAUUGCGCCAUAAUUUAGAUGUAAUGCACAUUGAAAAGAAUAUAUGUGAGAAUGUGCUAGGAACAAUUAUGAGUGUGAAGGGAAUGAGUAAGGACACAUUUCAAGCUCGACUUGAUUUGAAUUGA
Messenger RNA from Mercurialis annua (annual mercury), 1569 nucleotides. RefSeq lists its product as uncharacterized. The record is from RefSeq and is a predicted model, not a curated record. The coding region runs from base 1 to 1569 and encodes 522 amino acids. The transcript has a single exon. Lineage: Eukaryota; Viridiplantae; Streptophyta; Magnoliopsida; Malpighiales; Euphorbiaceae.